CAAAGUUUCAAUUGCACAUGGCAUCACAAUCGCUUGAAUUAAAGACAAGCUUCAAAGUCGAUGGAACGAUUGAAUCCAUCUUUACUGGUGGAAAGGCAUCGCUUUCAGCAGAUUCGAGCCAGCUGUUUACUAUGUUUGGUGAUGAUGUUGUAGUGACGGAUUUGGAUUCAGGUGUACAAAAGUUACGCAUUCAAGGAGCAACGGAUACAGUGACUAGCUUUGCUCUAAAACCAGAUGGAACACAUAUUGUGAUUGCAUACCAAAGUUUGCUUCUUAAAGUUUUUGAUACAGUCACUGGCGAGAUGAUAAAAAGUUUCAAGGCUCAUGAAGCACCGGUGCUUGCCAUGGAUGUUGACUCCACUUCUACUCUUGUAUCCACGGGUUCAGCUGACAGCACAGUCAAGGUAUGGGAUGUGGACAGAGGAUAUUGCACCCACAACUUCAAAGGCCAUGGAGGUAUCGUGUCUGUUGUCAAGUUUCAUCCAAAUCCCAAAAAUCUGUUGCUGGUUUCAGGAAGUGAUGACUGCAAGAUCUGUUUGUGGGAUCUCAAUUCCAGACUAUGCAUUGCAGCACUUACAAGUCAUGUCAGUGUUAUCCGCGGUCUUGAUUUUUCUCCAGACGGCGAGUUUCUGUUUAGUGGAUCCAGAGAUAAAGUGAUCAACAAGUGGAAUCUAAAAGCCUUGGAGCUCACAAAAACCAUUCCUAUUUUUGAAUCCAUCGAAGCACUUUCCAUUGUCAACCAUAACAACACUCAUGUCAUUUGUACUGGUGGCGAUAAAGGGAUCGUUCGUUUAUGGGAUAUGGAGACGGGAGAGCUGAUACUGGCUCAAGAAAAGGACAUCAACUCGCAUCAUCAGAUUUCUGGAAUGAUAUGGUCAGAAUCUACCCAAACCAUCGUUGCAGUCACAAGUGAUCAAAACAUAUUGUUUUAUGAUGUCAACAGUUUAAAACGAACACGCCAGAUUGCAGGGUACAAUGAGGAAGUUCUUGACAUAUGUUUUGUUGGAGAAACCGAAAGCCAUUUGGCCGUGGUGACCAACACCGAGCAGAUUCGUAUUUAUGACAUUGAGAAGCGAGACUGUGAUAUUGUUUUUGGACACAGUGAUAUUGUUCUUUGCGUUGUACCUUUUUCAAACGGUAAACUGAUGGCAUCUGGAUCAAAGGACCAUACAGCAAUGCUAUGGAGCGUCAAUCCAACAGCGGAUCCAGAUAUGAGAUAUGUUCAUUUGGGCACUUGCAUAGGACACACGGAUUCUGUGACUGCAGUGGCUGCUCCAUGUUCCAACAUGUCAUCUGCUGGUCAAUUUAUUAUCACUGGUAGCCAAGAUCGUACCAUCAAAAUGUGGGAAAUUGGUGAUAUUGCAAAGUGUGGCAAUAGCGAGACUAAAUUCAAGGCCAAGUAUACCUUUCAAGCGCAUGACAAGGAUAUUCAGAGCAUUGCUGUUGCUCCCAACAACAAGCUGUUUGUGUCUGGUGCAUUAGAUCGUACAGCCAAGAUGUGGUCUGUUGCCGAUGGGGCACUUGUUGGCACAUUCAAGGGUCAUAAACGAGGCAUCUGGUGUGUCAAGUUUUCUCCAAUUGACCAGAUUGUCGCAACUGCAUCUACAGACAAGACUAUUAAGCUGUGGAACAUUAACGACUUUACGUGUAUCAGGACUUUUGAAGGACAUUUGAACACGGUGUUGAAUGUAUCUUUUCUUACUGCUGGUAUGCAGCUUGUAUCGACAGGCUCAGAUGGAUUGGUAAAGCUGUGGACCAUCAAAGACAAUGAGUGUGUUGCAACUUUGGAUAACCAUAAUGAUAGAAUCUGGGGGUUGGCUGUGGAUCGCAGUGAGCAGCAUGUACUUUCCGGAUCUUCAGACUCGACCAUAACCAUUUGGAAAGAUGUUACUGCUGAGGAAAAGAAGGAAGAAGCUCAAAAGUCGGUGGAGCGAAUCAUCAAAGAGCAGGAUCUAUCGUUGCUACUAUUGCGUAAGGAUUACAAAAGUGCGGUGUUGCUUGCAAUGCAGUUGGACCAACCUUACCGUAUUCUUACCAUUUUAUCCGAUGUGCGCAAGGCAGCCACUGUUUCAUCGACAGAAUCAACAGAUGCUGAAAGAGUGGAUACUGAUUUGGACGUGACGAGCGUGACGGGAUCUAAAUCGUUGGAUGCACUGAUUCAAAAUCUUCCAUCCGAAACUUUGGAGCAGCUUUUGUUGUACAUUCGAGACUGGAACACACAUUCCAAGCAUGUUCAGGUCACACAGGCAUUGCUGUAUCUCAUUCUUAAAGGAUAUAAUCCAAGUGUGCUAAUUGAACUUCCUAAAGCCAAGGAAAUUCUAGAGGGUUUGUUGCCUUAUAACGAGCGACAUUUUGUGCACGCCAAUGAGUUGCUUAAAAAGAGUCAUGUAUUAGAAUACACACUCAAGUACAUGGACAGUCUCAUGAAUUCUGUUGAUUCAAACAUGAUAUUGGACGAGUGAUGGUGCAAGACAAUAAAAUGAAUGAUUGCAAGCGCCAUGUUAAUUUCUGAUUUAUUCUGGCUUGUAUAAAUCCAUUUCUAGUAGAAAGCGCAACAGAUAUUCCAUCAUUAGUUAUCUACACAGCAGCAAGUGCUUGUUUUUAUUUUAAUAUUAUGUUGCUGAUCACUCAUAUACUGCGUACUCUUAUUACUUUAUCUUAGUUUGAAUGCUGUUCAAAAUUACAUUAAAAGUCAGUGUGUUGUCCA
This is a messenger RNA of Batrachochytrium dendrobatidis JAM81, 2707 nucleotides long. RefSeq lists its product as uncharacterized. The transcript is spliced from 9 exons. Gene Ontology annotation, molecular function: protein binding; U3 snoRNA binding. Bases 18 to 2462 code for a protein of 814 amino acids. The record is from RefSeq and is a predicted model, not a curated record. Lineage: Eukaryota; Fungi; Chytridiomycota; Chytridiomycetes; Rhizophydiales. Gene Ontology annotation, cellular component: 90S preribosome; small-subunit processome; nucleolus. Gene Ontology annotation, biological process: endonucleolytic cleavage in 5'-ETS of tricistronic rRNA transcript (SSU-rRNA, 5.8S rRNA, LSU-rRNA); endonucleolytic cleavage to generate mature 5'-end of SSU-rRNA from (SSU-rRNA, 5.8S rRNA, LSU-rRNA).